Molecule: messenger RNA, 1377 nt
Organism: Hevea brasiliensis (rubber tree)
Lineage: Eukaryota; Viridiplantae; Streptophyta; Magnoliopsida; Malpighiales; Euphorbiaceae
Product: glyceraldehyde-3-phosphate dehydrogenase 2, cytosolic
Exons: 11
Coding region: 121-1134 (337 amino acids)
Biological process (GO): glucose metabolic process
Molecular function (GO): NADP binding; NAD binding; oxidoreductase activity, acting on the aldehyde or oxo group of donors, NAD or NADP as acceptor
Source: RefSeq, a predicted model, not a curated record
UAUGCUUCCUCUGGAUAUAUAAAAACCCAAACUAAUACGCUCUUCAACACCACUCUGCUUCCAUUUCUCUUUCUGUUUAGCGUUUAGAUCUCUGUCCUCUUUGCAUCAUCUACUACAACAAUGGCCAAGAUUAAGAUCGGUAUCAAUGGUUUCGGAAGGAUCGGUCGUCUGGUUGCGAGAGUUGCAUUGCAGAGAGACGACGUUGAACUCGUCGCUGUUAACGAUCCUUUCAUCACCACCGAUUAUAUGACCUAUAUGUUCAAAUACGACACCGUUCAUGGACAAUGGAAGCACCAUGAUAUCAAGGUUAAAGAUGAGAAGACUCUUCUCUUUGGUGACAAGGCGGUCACUGUUUUUGGCGUCAGAAAUCCAGAGGAGAUUCCUUGGGGGCAGGCUGGCGCUGAAUAUGUCGUUGAGUCUACCGGAGUAUUCACUGACAAGGACAAAGCCGCUGCCCACUUGAAGGGCGGUGCAAAGAAGGUGAUUAUUUCUGCUCCCAGCAAGGAUGCUCCCAUGUUUGUUGUGGGUGUCAAUGAGAAGGAGUACAAGCCUGACCUUAACAUUGUCUCCAAUGCUAGCUGCACUACCAACUGCCUUGCUCCUUUGGCUAAGGUUAUUCAUGAUAAGUUUGGUAUUGUUGAGGGUCUUAUGACCACUGUCCACUCUAUUACCGCUACGCAAAAGACUGUUGACGGACCAUCAAUGAAGGACUGGAGAGGUGGUAGAGCUGCUUCCUUCAAUAUCAUUCCUAGCAGCACUGGAGCUGCUAAGGCUGUAGGGAAAGUUCUGCCUGCUCUGAAUGGAAAGUUGACUGGAAUGGCUUUCCGUGUUCCCACUGUUGAUGUCUCAGUGGUUGACCUCACUGUGAGACUUGAGAAGAAGGCCACUUAUGAACAGAUUAAAGCAGCUAUAAAGGAAGAAUCUGAGGGAAAGCUGAAAGGAAUCCUUGGUUACACUGAAGAUGAUGUUGUGUCAACUGACUUUGUGGGUGACAGCAGGUCAAGCAUUUUUGAUGCCAAGGCUGGAAUUGCAUUGAAUGAUAACUUUGUGAAACUUGUCUCUUGGUAUGAUAACGAAUGGGGCUACAGCUCACGUGUGAUCGAUUUGAUCCGCCACAUAGCCUCUACCCAAUAAGCAGCUCAAUAUUUAGGAAAUUUCACAUGAUGUGGACCUCCUCCUUUCCGGCUUAGUAUGCAGUUUAGUAUGAAUGCAGAAGAGGUGUUUUGGGAAUAAUUGUACUAAGGAACGUUUUAUUGUUGGGACUAGCUUUAUACAUCAUGUGGCUUGAUUUGAGCUUUGUAAUAGGGGUUUGCGUUUCCCCUGUUUAUCCCUUAUAAUUGGAAUUGGAAAAUUAAUACAAUUAUCUCAAUUUAUUUA